Homarus americanus (American lobster) is the source of this 2103-nucleotide messenger RNA. RefSeq lists its product as uncharacterized. The coding region runs from base 2 to 1795 and encodes 597 amino acids. The transcript has 2 exons. NCBI's taxonomy places the organism in Eukaryota, Metazoa, Arthropoda, Malacostraca, Decapoda, Nephropidae. The record is from RefSeq and is a predicted model, not a curated record.
CAUGAAGCUCCUGGUUUUCGUCUCGAUACUUGUGGCAGCAGCGUCCGCUGCGCUCCAAUCCUACAACCUGCCUACGCAAUCUGAAGCUACGCAAUCUAUACCUACGCAAUCUGAAUCUACCCCGUUAAACGGUGGGUGCAAAGAGGGCGAAGUUCUUAAUGUAUUCGGUUCAUGUGUCGUCCCUACCGUCUCUCGCCAAGUGUUCUUAUUCACAAUCCCCGAACAGCCUGAGUCUUAUGGUCCAUCCCCAGAAAUCCCUCCACCCAGGGUUGAACACAACAUCUUAUUCAUCCGCACUCCUGAAGGAGGCCAGGGACCUGAGCCCAUCAUCGUGCCGCCGCCCAGGCAGCAACACGUAGUGUACGUCCUCAACAAACAGUCAGACCAGAGUCAGCGAGUCAUCGAGGUUCCUGCUCCACCGUCCGAGAACCCUGAGGUGUACUUCGUCAACUAUGGUGAAGGAGAUAACCCGACCCUGCCUGGUGGUAUAGACUUCCAGACCGCCCUCAACUCAGCAAUCCAAGGUGAUGGUCAGGUCAUCGCCGGGGCUGGAGGACUUUCUGAUAACAAUGGCGGUACUUUUAAUGGUAACAGAAACGGUCAAGGAUUUGUCAGCAAUGGUGAAAGUGCUGAAGAUUAUAGCAGCGCUGGAGGUAAUACUGGUUUUAUAGAUAACUCUGAAAGAAAUCACGCGGUGGAAGUCAGUUUUGGAGGCAAUAAUGGAUUUCAAGGCGUUGUAGUGGACACCGAUAACUCUGGGAAUAGUGAUUUAGUAAACAACAACAACUUCGUAAACAACGGUGCACCUGAUGGUAAUAAGUACAGCGGCUUCUCUGACUUUAAUGUUGAUUUCCAAGUCGAAGGUGGACUUGAGAGUCAAAGUCAUGAUGACAACCAUAAUAAUGGAAAUGGUGGACGUGACGUGAACACCGGCGGUACUGGCGCGAUUAAACUCAUCGCUGGAGAUUCCAUUACUAACACAGGAAGCAAUGGGGUUACUAAUAAUAAUGGAGCUAAUGGCUUUGAAAUCACCGUUGGAGCUGCUAACGGUCAUGUUCAGAAUGUAGGAAGAAAUGGAUUUGCACUGAACUUCAUAGGUGAGAGUAAUCUAGGUGUUGGUGGUGUUGCUGGUCUAGGAGUCACCAGUGAAUCCGUGUCGACUGGAGGAAGUGUUGGCUAUGGUGACAACACCGCGAGUAACGGGCUGGUUGUUUACAAUGGAGUCAAUGAAAAUAAUGGUUACAAUGGAGUCAGUGGACUUGGCAGUAGUGGAAUCAAUGGACUUAAUGGCAACAAUGGAGUCAAUGGACUUAACAGCAAUGGAGUCACUGGACUUGGAAACAAUGGAGUCAAUGGACUUAGUGGUAACAAUGGAAUCAAUGGACUUGGAAACAAUGGAGUCAAUGGACUUAGUGGUAACAAUGGAAUCAAUGGACAUAACGAUUACAAUGGAAACGGUGGCCUCAUCGGACUUAACAGAAAUGGUGCUAACAUCAGUCCCAACGGUGGUAGUGUUAACAUCAAUGGUGGUCACACUAGACCUAUUGGAUUCAGCAGUAACACCCAAACUAACACAUUCGCCGGUAACACCAACCUCAAUGGAAGCAACAAUGGUGCUACUGGUACUGGUGCUACUGGUGCUGAUGCUACUGGUGCUAGAGGUACUGUUACUAACACUAUCGUCAAGGCAAACUUUGGUGUCAGCUUAGCAGCCUCGGGCACCCAGGGCGACGACACUUUAACUCCUUCCUCCAACAAUAUCCGAACACCGUCAGGUUUUUACUCCACGCCUUAGGACACCCCCACCCUCGCCUCCUCCAAGCAACGACGAUUCUUUAUUAUAUCUUUCAUUACUUCCGCUCAAACUGUCUUAAUUUUCAUCCCUCCAAGUAACGAGGAACCAUUAUUAAAAUUGUGACCUCAAAUUACUAAUGCUCAACUGUUUGUAUCAUCAGGAAUAUAGUUUGUUUUAGUGUUUGAGUCGUUCCUUUAGUUAGGAACACAUGAUUUUUUAACAGACUUGAAUGUUGUGGUCUUGUUUUACUGUCAAAUGAGAAAAAUCAUGUUUAGAUUUUUUUUAAAUAAAGUUUAUUUUUAGCAUUA